CUCUGCAGCGAUGUCCUGGCUCUGCCCAUCUUCAAGCAGGAGGAGUCCAGUUUGCCUCCAGAGAACCAGGACAAGCUGCUGCCCUUCCAGUACGUGCUGUGCGCCGCCACCUCCCCCGCCGUCAAACUGCACGACGAGACCCUCACCUACCUCAACCAAGGUCAAUCCUACGAGAUCCGGAUGUUGGACAACAGGAAACUGGGGGAGCUGCCCGAGAUCAAUGGGAAGCUGGUCAAGAGCAUCUUCCGGGUGGUUUUCCAUGACCGGCGGCUGCAGUACACGGAGCACCAGCAGCUGGAGGGCUGGAGGUGGAACAGACCUGGGGACAGGAUCCUGGACAUAGAUAUCCCGAUGUCCGUGGGGAUCAUCGACCCCCGCGCGAACCCGACCCAGCUCAACACCGUGGAGUUCCUGUGGGACCCGGCCAAGAGAACCUCGGUCUUCAUCCAGGUAAGGGACAGGUGGGCAGUGCCCCACAUCCAGGUGAGGGACAGGUGGGCUCCGUCCCACAUCCAUGUGAGGGACAGGUGGGCAGUGGCUCACAUUAAGGUAAGGGACAGGUGGGCUCUGUCCCACAUCCAGGUGAUCAACAGGUGGACAGUGCCCCACAACCAGUGCUCGCCCUGGCCCGAGGUCACCUACGUGCCCAGCGCGCCCUCGCCCGGCUUCAACAGCGCCCACAGCGGCUUCUCCCUGGGGGAUGGCAGUGGGUCCCCGAGCCACCAGCCCGACCCCCCCACGCCCCUGGCUGACACGCUGCUGCCCACCUGGAGCCCGCAGGAGGCGCAGCAGUGGCUGCACCGCAACCGCUUCUCCACCUUCUCACGGCUCUUCAGGAACUUCUCAGGGGCGGAUCUGUUGAAGCUCACCCGUGAGGAUGUGAUCCAGAUCUGCGGCCCCGCCGACGGCAUCCGGCUCUUCAACGCCCUCAAGGGCAGGAUGGUGCGGCCCCGCCUGACCAUCUACGUGUGCCAGGAGUCCCAGCAGGUGAGGGACCCCCAGCACGAGCACGAGGACGGUGACGGCAGCGCAGGAACCUUCUUCGUGUACCACGCCGUGUACCUGGAGGAGCUGACGGCGGCCGAGCUCUCGGAGAAGCUGGCGCAGCUUUUCCGUGUCCCCGCCCAGCAGAUCCAGCAGAUUUACAAACAGGGACCCACCGGCAUCCACGUGCUGGUCAGCGACGAGAUGAUCCAGAACUUCCAGGAUGAAUCCUGCUUCGUCCUGGACACCAUGAAAGCCGAAACCAACGACAGCUACCACAUCAUCCUGAAAUAGGGGCCAGGUGAGGGACAGGUGAGGAGCACCUGCAGCCUCUCAGCACACCUGGACACCCUCCACUCCCAGCACAAGGACACAGCAGAGAUCUGGGAACCCCCAGGUGUUGUUACCUGGCCGCCCUCCUCGCAGGGAACACCUGGAAAGCCUCUGGAGAGCCCCCAGGUGUGGUUACCUGGCAGCCCCUCCCACAGGUGACUCCUGGCAUGGACAGGAUGCUCCAUUGCUGGAACUCUGGGGCACCAGUUGUUCACCCACCUGAGACAGGUGUGGCCUCCAGGUGUGUGCAGGUGCGAAGCGAUCUCAUAAGGUCAUCAAGAAUUCCAGAUCCAGAUUUAAUUAUGGAAAAUUGGAGGAUAAAGGAAUAAUUUGGGGGUGGGGGAGGGAGGAGACAUUGCUGCUGUUUUGGGGGAAAAAGCAAAGAUUUCGCAAUUUCUGCUGAAUGUGUGAAGUGACUGAAGCGGCUCCGGGCAGGGUCCAGGUGAGGAACCUGCCCAGGUGUGGGAGGUUCAUCCCCAGAUCCCUCAGACUUGGAUGCUCCAGGGAAUACCAGCCUCAGCCCAUUGGCUGUUCCAGGCAAAAAAAUGGGGAAAAAAGGACAAUAUAAACCAAAUAUUUCAAUAUUUGAUUGAAAUAAAGCCGGGGUGGGAUCCAGGUGA
This is a messenger RNA of Sturnus vulgaris (Common starling), 1937 nucleotides long. Lineage: Eukaryota; Metazoa; Chordata; Aves; Passeriformes; Sturnidae. The record is from RefSeq and is a predicted model, not a curated record.